Molecule: messenger RNA, 1467 nt
Organism: Harpia harpyja (harpy eagle)
Lineage: Eukaryota; Metazoa; Chordata; Aves; Accipitriformes; Accipitridae
Product: olfactory receptor 502-like
Exons: 3
Coding region: 1-1467 (488 amino acids)
Biological process (GO): G protein-coupled receptor signaling pathway
Cellular component (GO): membrane
Molecular function (GO): olfactory receptor activity; G protein-coupled receptor activity
Source: RefSeq, a predicted model, not a curated record
AUGAUAAAUCAAGAGUGGAAAAACAAAACGGUUGUUACAGGGUUCAUCCUCCUGGGAUUUGGGAAUGCCCCUGAACUGGAUUCUCUUCUCUUCCUGAUGGUUCUGUCAAUCUACAUUGUAACCAUAACUGGAAACACCUGCAUCAUUGUGCUGAUGGUGGCUAAUCGGCACCUUCACACCCCAAUGUACUUCUUCCUGGGCAACUUGGCCUGCUUGGAAAUCUGCUACAGCUCAAAUAUCUUGCCAAAAAUGUUGCUUAGUUAUCUGGGUGGAGACAGAAGUAUUUCAGUCAAUGGAUGUUUUACACAAUACUAUUUCUUUGGUUGCUUGGCAGCUGCAGAGUGCUAUCUCCUCUCAGUGAUGUCCUAUGAUCAGUACCUAGCAGUCUGCAAACCUCUGCACUACCCAUCCGGUAUGAACGGCAAGCUCUGUCUCCAGCUGGGUGCUGCAUCUUGGAUAAGUGGCUUUCUGUCUAAUUCUAUACUAACAUUCCUGAUCUCAGAUUUAGAUUUCUGUGGGCCUAAUGAAAUUGAACAUUUUUUCCGUGACUCAUUCCCAAUAAUAAAACUCUCCUGUAGUGACACUCAUGUGGUGGGACUUGUCACUUCUGUUGUGGCGGGUGUGUGCUCACUGCCUCCAUUUCUGUUGACCUUCUCAUCCUAUCUCUACAUUAUUAUCACGGUCAUGAGAAUUCCUUCUGCCAGUGGGAGAAAAAAGGCCUUUUCCACUUGCUCCUCACAUCUUAUUGUGGUGAUUCUUUUUUACUGGUCAAUAUUAACUGUUUAUGUACUUCCUCAUCAUGACACCCAAAUAUCUCCAAACAAAGUCUUCUCUGUUUUUUACACCAUUCUCACUCCCUUGGUCAAUCCUCUCAUCUACAGUCUGAGAAACAAAGAAGUAAAGGAAGCUCUGCGAAAACAGACAAGUAAAUUGCUGGCCUUCAGAGGGCUGCUUUCUGUUAAAAAAAGGGGGGUAAUAAUCCUCAAUGAGUUACAGAUGUCUACAUCCAAGUCAGUCAUCUGGACUCCAUUGAUUGCAAAUGAAGAGUGUGAGAAACAUUGCUUGAAUGUGGUUCAUCUGGUCUAUUUCAGACAUCUGGUUUUGGUAAUUGUUUUGAUCCCAUUUAUCCUGAUAGCAGCCUCUUACAUUCAGAUAAUCCAUACCAUCCUCCAAAUGCCAUCUGCCGAAGGAAGACGCAAAGCUUUUUUCACCUGCAUUGCUCACCUGGUGGUGGUGACACUGUUCUACUGCACAACUGGCUUGAUACAUUUAAAGCCAAAGUCCAGUCUCUUGCCAAACAGCAGCAAAAUGGUGGCUCUUUCUUACAUAGUAGUAACUCCUAUGCUGAACCCAAUCAUAUACAGCUUACGAAACAAACGGAGACCGCCCCCCCGCGCACCGCUACCGCCGGAGCCGGCGGGGGAGUUGGGGGCGGCGCGGGGAGCGCUCAGCAGCACGGCCGGUUAG